Messenger RNA from Sapajus apella (tufted capuchin), 4207 nucleotides. RefSeq names its product mannosidase alpha class 2B member 2 (gene MAN2B2). Gene Ontology annotation, molecular function: alpha-mannosidase activity; carbohydrate binding. Gene Ontology annotation, biological process: mannose metabolic process. Bases 38 to 3067 code for a protein of 1009 amino acids. Lineage: Eukaryota; Metazoa; Chordata; Mammalia; Primates; Cebidae. The transcript has 19 exons. The record is from RefSeq and is a predicted model, not a curated record. Gene Ontology annotation, cellular component: lysosome.
GGAAGUGGGCCCGGCACCUUCCCCGCAGGCUGCAGGGAUGGGGCUGCUGCGCUGGCUGCCGUUGCUGGCGCCGCUGCUGCUGCUGCGACCGCCGGGGGUCCAGUCCGCCGGCCCCAUUCGGGCCUUCGUGGUGCCCCACAGCCACAUGGACGUGGGCUGGGUCUACACGGUGCAGGAAAGCAUGCAGGCAUAUGCCGCCAAUGUCUACACGUCAGUGGUGGAAGAGCUGACCCGCAGGCAACAGCGUCGCUUCAUCGCCGUGGAACAGGAGUUUUUCCGGCUGUGGUGGGACGGCGUCGCCUCGGACCAGCAGAAACGCCAGGUCCACCAGCUCCUGGAGGAAGGACGCCUGGAGUUUGUCCUCGGAGGCCAGGUCAUGCAUGACGAGGCUGUGACACACCUUGAUGACCAGAUCCUGCAGCUCACAGAAGGACACGGGUUUCUCUAUGAAACAUUUGGGAUCCGGCCACAGUUCUCCUGGCACGUUGACCCGUUUGGCGCCUCUGCCACGACCCCCACCCUGUUUGCGCUGGCAGGGUUCAAUGCCCACCUCGGCUCCAGGAUCGACUACGACCUGAAGGCAGCCAUGCAGGAGGCCCAGGGGCUGCAGUUCGUGUGGCGAGGGUCCCGAUCCCUGUUGGAGCAGCAGGAGAUCUUCACACACGUCAUGGACCAGUACAGCUACUGCACCCCGUCCCACAUCCCUUUCUCCAACAGGUCAGGAUUUUACUGGAAUGGCGUGGCCGUCUUUCCCAAGCCGCCCCCAGAUGGGGUGUACCCCAACAUGAGUGAGCCCGUCACCCCAGCCAACAUCAACCUCUACGCUGAGGCCCUGGUGGCCAACGUGAAACAGAGAGCCGCCUGGUUCCGGACACCCCACGUCCUCUGGCCCUGGGGAUGUGACAAGCAGUUCUUCAAUGCCUCGGUGCAGUUCGCCAACAUGGACCCGCUGCUGGACCACAUCAACAGCCACGCUGCCGAGCUCGGCGUCUCAGUGCAGUAUGCCACGCUGAGUGACUACUUCCAUGCCCUGCACGCUCUUAAUGUCACCUGGCGUGUCCGCGAUCACCAUGACUUUCUGCCCUAUUCCACAGAACCUUUCCAGGCCUGGACAGGCUUCUACACGUCCCGCAGUGCACUGAAGGGGCUGGCCCGGCGAGCCAGCGCCUUGUUGUAUGCCGGGGAGUCCAUGUUCACGCGCUACAUGUGGCCAGCCCCCCGCGGGCAUCUGGACCCCGCCUGGGCCCUGCAGCAGCUCCAGCAGCUUCGCUGGGCCGUCUCCGAGGUCCAGCACCACGAUGCCAUCACUGGGACUGAGUCCCCCAAGGUGAGAGACAUGUAUGUGGCGCACCUGGCCUCGGGGAUGCUGGCCAUGCGCAAGCUGAUGGCGUCCAUCGUCCUGGACAAGCUCCGGCCCCAGGAAGCCACGACGGCCAGCUCCGGUGCACGGCCUACAGGACACUUUGCAUCGGUCUACAACCCGCUGGCCUGGACAGUCACCACCAUCGUCACCCUGACUGUUGGUUUCCCUGGAAUCCAGGUCACAGAUGAGGCGGGCCACCCAGUGCCCACACAGAUCCAGAACUCAACAGAAAUCCCAUCUGCAUACGACCUGCUUAUCCUGACCACAAUCCCAGGCCUCAGUUACCGGCACUAUAGCAUCAGACCUGCCACAGAGGCCCAGGAGGGCACCCAGGAGCCAGCUGCCACUGUGGCCAGCACCCUUCAAUUUGGCCGCAGGCUGAGGAAACGCACCAGCCAUGCGGGCAGGCGCUUGGUUCCUGUAGCAAAUGACUGCUACAUUGUGCUGCUCGACCAGGAUACCAAUCUGAUGCACAGCAUCUGGGAGAGACAGGGCAAUCGAACAGUGCGCAUGACCCAGGAGUUCCUGGAGUACCACGUCAAUGGUGAUGUGAAACAGGGCCCCAUUUCUGAUAACUACCUGUUCACACCGGGCAAGGCCGCGGUGCCCGCGUGGGAAGCUGUAGGAAUGGAGAUCGUGGUGGGACAGCUUGUGACUGAGAUCCGGCAGUACUUCUACAGGAACAUGACGGCCCGGGAUUAUACAUAUGCGAUCCGCUCCCGGCUCAUCCACGUGCCGCAGGAUUAUGACGGGGAGCUGCUCUGCCACCGCAUAGAGCAGGAGUACCGGGCCGGCCCCCUGGAGCUGAACCGCGAGGCUGUCCUGAGGACCAGCACCGACAUCAACAGCCAGCAGGUCAUCUACUCGGACAACAAUGGCUACCAGAUGCAGCGGAGGCCCUACCUUCCCUAUGUGAAUAACAGCAUUGCCCGGAAUUACUACCCCAUGGUUCAGUCGGCUUUCGUGGAGGAUGCUGAAAGCAGGCUUGUGCUGCUGUCGGAGCGGGCUCAUGGCAUCUCCAGCCAAGGGAACGGGCAGGUGGAGGUCAUGCUCCACCGGCGGCUAUGGAACAAUUUCGACUGGGACCUGGGCUACAACCUCACGCUGAACGACACCUCCAUCGUCCACCCAGUGCUCUGGCUUCUGCUGGGACCCCGGGCCCUCACCACGGCUCUGCACCAGAGGAGCGCAUUGGCACUGCAGCACAGGCCCGUAGUGCUGCUCGGAGAGCUGCCCGGGACUGCCCCGAAGCCCCCAGUACCCCAGCAGCAAGAGGCCGUGACACUGCCCCCGAAUCUUCACCUGCAGAUCCUGAGCAUCCCCGGCUGGCGCUACAGCUCCAACCACACGGAGCACACUCAGAAUCUCCGGAAAGGCCAUCAAGAGGAAGCGCAGGCUGACCUCUGCCGUGUCCUGCUGCGGCUCCACCACCUGUUUGAAGUGGACGAGGACCCGGUCCUGUCUCAGCCAGUGACGGUGAAUCUGGAGGCUGUGCUGCAGGCGCUGGGGACCGUGGUGGCAGUGGAGGAGCGCUCGCUCACAGGGACCUGGGAUGUGAGCACGCUGCGCCGCUGGAGCUGGAGGACGGAGUCUGGCCACCGCAGAGGUGACACCACCUCUCCCUCGAGGCCACCAGGAGGCCCCAUCAUCACCGUCCACCCAAAGGAAAUCCGGACAUUCUUCAUUCACUUUAAACAGCAGUGAGCCCUGGGCGGGUUUCCCUGGCUGUAGGGCUGCCCCCAGGAACUCGAUGUAACAGAACAGACCAGGACAGGGAAGAGCAGUGCAGAGGGACAGGACUGGGGAGUCAGCUGCUCAUCUGUCAGGCUGAUGGCAGCAAAUGAUCAUAUUUGGGGUUUUAUCCCUAAUUUUCUUAAAUAAAAAUUACAAGAUCCAGGUUCUUCCCUUCCCACACUCAAUCAAGCCAGCCCUCUCCUGUUCUCUCAUGUAAAGGAUAUUUGGCAUGCUCAUGCGUCAUUCAUUCACAAAAGACAAACUCAGGACGUUCUGCCUGAGGCAGAGCACAAGACCUGCAACAGUGCCGAAACAUCCCUGCCAUCUGGACCCUGCCAGGCUUGCCCAGGCUGCUGGUGGUAACUGUGGACCUACUGCGUGCCCUGUGCUUUCAUAGGCUCAUCCCAUGCUGGCGACAGCCCUGCAAGGGGCUUGGCUCUGCCACAGGGCAGGAGAGGAAGCUGUAGCACCCAGCCAGAGUUCCAGCCCCAGACGCCCACCUGUGCCCCAGGGCCCCGCCCAUCGAGCAGGGAAGGCACAGCAGUGGUCCAAGUCCAUGAAGAGAUGAAACCACACCGCAAGGAUGUCCAAUAUCAGAACUAUUGAGAUAAAGUGUAACCUUCCCAGGUCUAUGCCCAAGAGAAGUGAAAACCUCUUUUCACCCAAACCUGUGCUCCCGCGUUCACAGAAGCAUUACUCAAAAGUCCAACGGUAGAAGCAAACCAAAUGUCCAGCCGCAGACGAAUGAAGAAAUGAAAUGUGUUCUCUCUAUACAAUGGAAUAUUAUUUGGCCAUAAAAAUGUAGGAGAUUCUGACACAUGCCACAGCCUGGGUGAACCCUGCAAACAUUACAUGAAAGAAGCCAGACGCAAAAGACCACACAUUGUGUGAUUCUGUUUAUGUGAAAUGUCCAGAACAGGCAAAUCUAUGUAUAAGAGACAAAGCAGAUUGGUGGUUGCCAGGGACUGGAGGAAGAGAGAAGAGGCAUGACAACUAAUAGGGAUGGGGUUUCUUUGGAAGACGGUGAAAUCGUUGUGGAAUUAACAAAGACGGCUGUGCAACUUUGUGAAUAUACUAGAAACCACUGAAUUGUUAACUUUGAAAGAUGAA